Molecule: messenger RNA, 1701 nt
Organism: Pleurotus ostreatus (oyster mushroom)
Lineage: Eukaryota; Fungi; Basidiomycota; Agaricomycetes; Agaricales; Pleurotaceae
Exons: 6
Coding region: 1-1701 (566 amino acids)
Source: RefSeq, a predicted model, not a curated record
AUGGACUUUUCUGGAGUCGCGGAAUCAUCUAGUCUUCUGGCAUACGCAGCCAUUCUUCGUGGGGAAGAAAACUGGUGCGCCUCGCAGGUUCCUGGAAUUGUCCAAGUUUUACUGAGCUUGCAACAAUCAAGGCUACUGCUAGCCCAUCCAUUAGACGCUCUUCCCGGAGACCAACUCGUACUUCAAGCCCAAGGCUCCAAUGGCCUCACCGAGCUGAAGCAAAGUAUUGGGGACUCUACCCAGGCCUUUAUAGCUUUUUACCGGGAAGAUAUUCGUGGAAAGCCAGGGUAUUUAUUGAUAAAUUACCUCCCGCUCACCAUACCAGCUGUCCAGCGCGCAAGAAUCCUUGUGCACUCUCGUCGCCUUGGCACCGUGUUCACGGCGCGGCAAACGACGCUGACAAUAGACAAUCUCGGAAACCUCACCCAGCAUGCGAUUAUCCAAGCGCUCACACACGUAGACACCCCCACCAUCAUCCAAACCGCUCGUAGCCCCUCCGAGUCCUCUGCCUGGAGCACGGACAGAAAUCAACUUCCCUACGAUAUGCCUGACUCCCCCAGUACUUCUACAGAUGAAUCGGUGCGGUCGCCUCCAGCUUCACCCAUCGCGAAGACCGCUGGCAAGAUCUCCAGGUUCCUGGGGCGAGGGAAGAGACAUGGGAGCAUGGACUCUUCGCCGGUGGGCAACGACCCUCCCCCGCCACCUCCGCCUAAAGACGCUGGCGUCUAUUCAUAUCCUUACACACAUACCCGAUUCAUGUCAACGCAGGCGUUGCCAUCACCGACGGGAGCGACCUUUCACAGGGAACGCGUUAACUCGCUAUCUGAGUUUGGCAUCUAUCCACAUGGUAACGAGCACCAACAAUCUACGUUCAUUCCUACACAAUCCUUGCCAUCGAAGUGGGCUGCCAAAGUCACGGUCAAAGACCCGUCGGAGCUGUUGAAGCAACGGCGGGAAGCGCAACGAAUGAAAGCAAUAGAGAUGGAGAGGGCCAGGUCCGAGGAGGCCGAGAUACAGGCUCGUCGAGCGCGACAGAGAGAAGAGGCAAGGCGCUUGGAACGCGAAGAGGAGGAAAGGAAACGACGGGAGAUGGAGGAAGAGAUGCGGCGUAUUCGGGCUGUUAAGCAGCAGAAACUCGAACUGGAGAGGAUAGCGGAAGAAAAGCGGCGGCUUGCUAUGGAGGAGAAGAGGAGGUUGGAGAAAGAGAGACGACUUGAGGAGCAUCGUCGAUUGGAACAAUGGCGAUUGGAGCAAGCAAUCAUGGCGGAAGAGGCCGCUCGAAGACAGUCCGAAACGAAGCGACGGGAGUGGGACGCGAAGUGGCAACGGAUCAAGAUGGUUGAGAAACGAGUGCGAGAUAACUCGAAUAUUGACGAGAAUAUAGUUACUGGCUGGAUUACUCUUCAAACUGCUGAUUCCUUGACCUGGAAGCGCCGGUAUUACAAGUUCUCUCAGAAUUCCGUCGCAUUCUAUCGCGAUCCAAAAGAUAUGAAUAACAAGUCUGACGAAACUGUGCUUCGUGGUCGAGCUCAGGCACUGAGAGAAUGGGAUGAAGGCUUCGACGAGCUGAAGGCUAUUCCUUUCUCAUUCGCUGUGGAGUUCAGCGACGGUGAGGGUCCGUGGUCUAUGUACGCAGAUAGUGAGGAGGAGAAGUUCAAGAUAAUGGGAUUGUUAUACCAUGCAGGUGGAUUGAAGGCUUGA